Molecule: messenger RNA, 1524 nt
Organism: Thermothelomyces thermophilus ATCC 42464
Lineage: Eukaryota; Fungi; Ascomycota; Sordariomycetes; Sordariales; Chaetomiaceae
Exons: 3
Coding region: 234-1247 (337 amino acids)
Molecular function (GO): zinc ion binding
Source: RefSeq, a predicted model, not a curated record
GCAAAAUCAGUCCGAGCAAUGUGCAGCUCUCAGACGAGACCGGUGUGAGCUAGCGGCUGUUCACUUGUGCUAGCUAGCUUUGGGAUGUGAGCCUUCAGUGGCAUCCUCCUUGUGGGAAUCCGAUGUUCAUAGCGCCCGAGUGCCCAACCUCGGCGUUUCAGGAAGCGUAUCCUUCACCUUGUCGUCGACACGAACCUCUUACCAUCACCAACAGCUGUACAGCCUUACGAACGAUGGCUUCGGAAGCGUUCCGACCACAAUGGGGCUGGCCAUCUGGAGUGAAUUCGCAGGCUAACCGCGAAGCGACGACUCCGGCAGUCGAUGAACAAACGCGCCGCGCUACCAGCUCGUCAACCCCCCCAUCGUCCGGUCCCACGCCCACGCAGAGGCAGCGCCAUCGUCACUACAAGCCGCGAACCUGCCGCAUCUGUCUCGAGGUUGUCUAUCCCACGACGGUCAUUGACGACUCGCUCGCGGGCCGGGUCUUCUCAUCCAAGGCGCGCGUGCGCUAUGUAUCCGAGGACCCCGAGCUAGGCCGCCUCAUGAGCCCGUGCAAAUGCAAGGGCUCGCAGAAGUACGUCCACGAGGGGUGUCUGCGGGCCUGGAGGAACGCGGCGCCUCUAUCCGACAGGAACUACUGGCGGUGCCCGACCUGCCAGUUCGAGUACCGCCUCGAGCGGCUGCGGUGGGGCCGAUGGCUGUCCAGCAAGGUCCUCCGGGUCACCCUGACCGUGGCCAUCUUGGUCUUCACCGUCUUCAUCCUCGGAUUCAUUGCCGAUCCCAUCAUUGGCUUCUGGGAAGAUCCGUUUGGCAGCCUCGUCGGGGGCCUGCUGGACAUUGACUUUGAUUACGAUGAGCCCGUCUUGCCGGACGAAGGGCCUGGGAGCUGGUCCCUCCACUUCUUGAAGGGGUUCCUCUCCCUCGGGCUUCUUGGCUUCCUCAAGACCAUGUAUUUUAUGUCACCGUGGCACUGGUUCAACAUACGGUUCGGUGGAUACCGUCGACGGAGAGGUGCCGGAAGGGACAGGCUAGAACAGAUCAACUGGGGCCUUGUUCUGGUUGGCGUACUGACGUUCUUGGGGGCAACGUGGAAGUUUGUGAACCAUCUCAUGGCCAAGACUCUUGAGAAGGCUAGCGACCGUGUCGUUGAUGUCCAGGAAGAUGACCCGGACGAUGAUGAAGCGGACGAUGUUCCAGGUGCCGCCGCACCCGAGACAGCAACCAACGAGUCGAAAAAGGAUAGGUAGAACGCUUGUCCGGUGUUAUGUACUAAUAGCAACCUCUUAAAAUUUCGCCUUGUCUCAGCUUCGCCGAGUGCCCCAUCAUCACCAUCACUGCGCACUCUUAAGUUGUCACGGCUGCUCCUCCGUGUUGUGGCAACUAGUCUGUGUGCAGAGAUCAAGCUUCGCUGCCGCCCUGAGAACGGGGCGUCUUGCCCUGCUCUCAUCGGGGUUCGGCGCGAAUGCGUGAAUCAGUGCCUGCAAUUGGGAGCUCUUUGGGGUCUCUCGAAUCUGUCUCUGCUGC